This is a messenger RNA of Lynx canadensis (Canada lynx), 1046 nucleotides long. RefSeq names its product UL16-binding protein 1-like. Gene Ontology annotation, cellular component: external side of plasma membrane. The transcript has 5 exons. Gene Ontology annotation, biological process: antigen processing and presentation of endogenous peptide antigen via MHC class I via ER pathway, TAP-independent; antigen processing and presentation of endogenous peptide antigen via MHC class Ib; immune response. The coding region runs from base 92 to 889 and encodes 265 amino acids. The record is from RefSeq and is a predicted model, not a curated record. NCBI's taxonomy places the organism in Eukaryota, Metazoa, Chordata, Mammalia, Carnivora, Felidae.
CUCUUAGACGCCGGUUUUCUCCAGCUCGGAGUUGCUAGAGGACUCCCAUCCGCCCUGCCGCGCUUUUCACGCCGCCCUCCCGCUGCCGACCAUGGCUCGGCUUGGGGACACCACCCUCCGUCUUUGUCUCCUGCUCCGGUUUCUGCUAACAGAUUCAGCGCCUCGCGGCUGUGAGUUCAGAGAUGCUCUUUCUCCUGCCUUUGAAUUCCCCAUCACACCAAAGCCCAAUCCCGGAGAACCAUGGUGUGAGAUUCGAGGCAAGGUCAAUGGAAACACGUUUCUGUAUUACGCCUGUGGGAACAAGAAGGUCGAAGUCUUUGGUCCUCUGGGGAGGAAUGUGAAUGACAUAGUGUUUUGGGAGAGACAGACCGAAACUCUGAAAGACCUGGCAGAAGAGCUCAAGAAGAAACUACUUGACUGGAAAGCAGCGGAUUUUACACCCAGUGACUCUCUCUCCCUGCAGGGCAGGAUGGUGUGUGUGCGUGGGGACAACGGACGCACCAGCGGAUCCUGGGAGUUUCACAUCAAUGAACAGAUGUCCUACUUCUUUAACUCAGAGAGUGGAAAUUGGACACUUUGUCCUAGAGGCCGACAGAUAAAGGCCUCAUGGGAGAGUGACAGAGAUUUGACCAAUUCCCUCAUGAAGAUCUCAGUUGGAGAUUGUAACAAGUGGCUUGAGCGAAUACUGAUGCACUGGGAUGAACUGUGGGAGACAACAGCCCCGCCAGGCACGCAGCAAGUCACGGCCCAGUCCGGGGCCACGGCCCUCAGACCCAUCACCUGGAUCCUCCCUGUGAUUCUCAGCCGCUUAAUCAUAACUCGCAUCCAGGCAGAGUCUUUUAGAGUGACAGCCUGGAAGGAACACUGGGAUUGCCGUGCAGUGGGCUGAACAUCAACUACUGUCUGGACGUGAUGAAAUAGAGGGCAAAUGAGUGAUUCCAUUUAUACUCCUACCAACACCUAAGAGAACUCGUGUUAGUCUAUUUCCUGUCCACCACUUGCUAUAGAUAUAUUUAGGAUGUUGUCAAAAAGUAAACCAAUAAUAA